This is a messenger RNA of Kuraishia capsulata CBS 1993, 786 nucleotides long. RefSeq lists its product as uncharacterized. The coding region runs from base 1 to 786 and encodes 261 amino acids. NCBI's taxonomy places the organism in Eukaryota, Fungi, Ascomycota, Pichiomycetes, Pichiales, Pichiaceae. The transcript has a single exon. The record is from RefSeq and is a predicted model, not a curated record. Gene Ontology annotation, cellular component: extracellular region. Gene Ontology annotation, biological process: cell wall biogenesis; (1->6)-beta-D-glucan biosynthetic process; fungal-type cell wall organization.
AUGCUAGCAAUUUUUUGGGUGUUAAUUUUCAUUACCAGUGUCUUUGCUGAUGUCGAAAUAACUUCGCCUGCAGGGGGUGAAACGUACACUGUGGACGGUAAUACGGUGUCGUUAACACUGAAGUGGAAGGACGAUGGAGACGAUCCAUCGAUUAAAACCGUCACCUCCUACACCUUCAAGCUGUGUACGGGUCCAAAUACUGAUAUGGAUUGUACAGAACUGCAAGUUGAUUCCACCAAAGAGACGUCUUUCUCGGUUGAUGUUGAUGCUGAUACAGGAAAGAGUGGUAACUACUUCUUCCAGCUCACGGCUGUUUACACUGACAACGGUUACACUAUUCAUUACUCUCCUAGAUUCAAGCUUGCAGGGAUGACAGGUAGUUCGAAGGCGUCGGGGUCCGGUACUGAGCCAGACCCUCAAAUCUCUGUCUCGGUCGAUAACACCGUGGCUUCUGCCUCGUUUUCCGUCACAUAUACCAAACAGACAGGAAAAACUCGGUACGCCCCAAUGCAGAUGCAGCCCGGCUCAAAAGUGACAGCAAAGACCUGGUCGAGGAGACACGCGACUUCGUCUGUUUCGUACUACAAAACCAACACCCAGAAGACUCUGGUUGGGUCUACCAUAACACCUGGAUGGUCAUACACGAUGUCGUCGUUAGUUAAUUAUGCUACGCCGGCCCCAUUCCCUUCGGAGGUGGGAUGGUAUGCUGCCAGUGAGAGGUUGAAGAGUGCCACGGUGAGUGAUUCCGCAGAGAAGAGACGGAUCAAAAGACGGUGGGACGAUUAA